This is a messenger RNA of Dichomitus squalens LYAD-421 SS1, 614 nucleotides long. Its product is annotated as cytochrome b5. NCBI's taxonomy places the organism in Eukaryota, Fungi, Basidiomycota, Agaricomycetes, Polyporales, Polyporaceae. The transcript has 6 exons. Gene Ontology annotation, cellular component: endomembrane system; membrane. The coding region runs from base 51 to 548 and encodes 165 amino acids. The record is from RefSeq and is a predicted model, not a curated record.
UCGUUCCUGACACCUGCCACUAUCCCCGCUCUCGAGAUUCGCAUUGCAAGAUGGCGUUCGACCUCGGAACCCCAGUCAACACUGCUCUCCUGCUCUACAUUCUCUACUCCAUCCAGAGGAUCCUCUUUCCCUCCAACUCAGUGCCUCAGACCGUUCCCAAUGAGUUCAAGAACGGCUACACAUGGAUGCCAAAGUCGCACCCACCCACGCUCCUAUACCAGACCUUCACCCCGAAGACCCUCGCUUAUUACAACGGCGAGGACGGCAAGCGUAUCCUGCUUGCGAUCAAGGGCGUGGUGUAUGAUGUGACGGCGGGGAGGAAUUUUUACGGACCUAACGGCAUGUAUGCCAACUUCGCCGGGCGCGACGCGUCGCGCGGAAUGGCGAAGCAGUCGUUUGAUGAGGAGAUGCUCACUCCCAUAGACCAACCCCUCGACAAGCUCGACGAUCUUACGCCCGAAGAGAUCGAAAACAUGAAGGGAUGGAUGGAGCAUUUCUCGAGCAAGUACAUCGUUUGCGGGAAGCUGGUGGAGAACGAUGCUAUCUGAACGUAAGUUUUCAUCUUGCUUUGUAGUUGUAUGCUAUUGCUAUCAAUGAUUCUGGGUGGAUUUUCA